UCACCUUUUUUUUUCGUUUAGUUGUUGAUCUAGUAACAGUACCGGCUCCUAUCAUAGCUAGUACUGCUAAGUUAGAAGCAGCACCUUCGCCAAGUCUAUCUACAACUUCGUUGUCCAACGAAUCAACAACACCCACUGCUGCUAAUAAUUUGACAAAAGGUUUCAAUUUAUUAAGUCAAAAACGUUCAAAAAUUGAAGAAGUUAUGCAAAAAGGUUAUGAUACAUUAAAAACACAUGCAUCGACACAAUCAUCACUAUUUAGUUCAAGUGUUAGUGAUUCAGAUGAUCUAUCACAAUGGGAUCAUUUAUCCGAUGAUAUGGAUGCUGAUUUAGAAUCAAAUUUUGGUGAUGGAAAUAGUGAUUUACAACAAAAAGCAGCUAGAAUUGAUCUUGAUGAUGAUCCAAAUUGUUUAAAACACAUUGGUACAAAUACUGGAUUCGAAUUGUACAAGAAAAAUCGUCAAAAAAUCUUAUGUUUACUAUUCCAGGUUAAUGGAACUUUUCUUAAAUUAAAUCGUGUCGACAUAUGCAUUACCGAAGACGUCUUAUUAAAACAAUUUUAUAUUGCCGGUAAUAUCAAUGAUAUACAAAUUAAUGAAUUUCAAAGACUCAAAUUUGAAAAUAUUAAACCAAAAUUAUUCGAUAUUGAUAAUAAUACUUUAAAUUCAUCGACUAAUGUUAAAAUUCCAGUAUAUGCUCGUAUUGAUUUACCAAAAGGAUCUGAACCACCACAUGUUCAAUUAGAUAUUAAAGAUCGUGAAAUACAAUUAACUAAACGUUCCAUUGAUAUUAUAUUGGAUACACUUGAAGAAAUAAAACCAAUAAGUGAUAAAAUUGAACAACGGGAACAUUCAAAUAUGGUAGCUAUUGAUGUGCAAAUAAAAAAUUUGAAUAUUUUACUUGAAUUAAUUAGUCCUACCAUUGGAUCAAUUGUUAGUCCAAAACCACCACUGAAUAUUAACGUCGAACAAAUGCAUGCUAAAAGACUUAAAAAUGGGCAGAUAGUUAUGGAGAGAAAAACAGAUAAUGAUAUACAAUUAGAUGUUCAAGCAAAACAACAAACUAUCAUUGCUGAUCAUCAAUUACAGGAAAAAUUAAAACAAUACAAAUUAGUUGAUCUUGAAAAUAGUCGUUUAGAAACAGAAUUAGAUGCUCAUAAACAAGAAAUAAUUUCAUUAAGACAAGAGCGUGAUGCUCUACUCUCAACUAUAUCAAAAUUAGAUGUUGAAUUAACAAGAUCAGAGUAUAUUCGUCUUCAACAACAAAAAUAA
Didymodactylos carnosus is the source of this 1271-nucleotide messenger RNA. NCBI's taxonomy places the organism in Eukaryota, Metazoa, Rotifera, Eurotatoria, Philodinida, Philodinidae. The record is from the annotation of a GenBank genome assembly.